Messenger RNA from Pseudovirgaria hyperparasitica, 708 nucleotides. Its product is annotated as mitochondrial ribosomal protein L31. Lineage: Eukaryota; Fungi; Ascomycota; Dothideomycetes; Acrospermales; Acrospermaceae. Gene Ontology annotation, molecular function: structural constituent of ribosome. The transcript has 3 exons. The record is from RefSeq and is a predicted model, not a curated record. The coding region runs from base 64 to 396 and encodes 110 amino acids. Gene Ontology annotation, cellular component: mitochondrial large ribosomal subunit.
CGAGAAGCGAUUUGAUCAUCUUUUGACGACAUUAACCACAUUACCGUAAACCUCAUUUUGAGAAUGUUCGGACCAUUCAGAGCUACUCAAUCGCUCAGUGUUGGUCUUCUCUGGAAGAUCCCCUGGCGACUCUCCCCAACCCAAAAAGCGCGACAACGUAAGCGCCUCCGAAGAGUAGACGAUGUUGUUGCAACACUUGAUCACGCAUUGGCGAAGUUAAGAAUGAGCACAAAGAAGCUUGAACGUUGGAAGGAGGAAAUGCCGCGAGAAGAAGAGAUGCUCCCAAAGGACAAAUACACGGUGUUCGAUCGGAAAGAGAAAAAGUACAGGAAAGCACUACACAAAUUACCCAAGUGGACGAGAGUUUCGCAACGACUAAAUCCACCUGGGUUUUAAAUAAUUCACUCGUGUAUUAUAACGUCUGAGUACUGUAUCAAGAAUCAAAGAGCAGGUGUACAUAUAAUGGCACCGAUGAUAUAUAUUACCUGUUUCAACGAUACGAGUCUGCAUAAUCCGUUCGCAUCUUGAGAUGCAGGAAACUGCAAGGGUCGCCGUGCUGAAAGUAUCGAUCAAGUGUUUAUCAACAUGGAGAUCUGCGAGAGCUUGGUAGCACUGCGGUGGGAAAGACCGGCUACGAGUCAAGGUUAACGGAAAGGCAUGAUGAUCAAAUCAUUCCGAGAAUCCAUUUUUUAAUUGUUGAAUCGGACA